AUGUUAGCUGAAAUUAUUUCUGAAGAUAUCAGUGAAAUCUUAUAUAAAAUUUGUGAUGAUAGUAUUAGACCAAGACAUUUCCUUAAUACAGACAAUGCAGAUGAAAUAAAAGCCAUACUCUCAGAUUAUAAAGAAUAUUCCUUACACAAAUUUAUUGAUGAAGAUGAACCACUUCAUCCUAUCAUAGAUUUUGAUUUACCAAUAGAAACGCUAAUGCUAUAA
This is a messenger RNA of Funneliformis geosporum, 222 nucleotides long. The record is from the annotation of a GenBank genome assembly. NCBI's taxonomy places the organism in Eukaryota, Fungi, Glomeromycota, Glomeromycetes, Glomerales, Glomeraceae.